Molecule: messenger RNA, 3112 nt
Organism: Oxyura jamaicensis (ruddy duck)
Lineage: Eukaryota; Metazoa; Chordata; Aves; Anseriformes; Anatidae
Gene: GPBP1
Product: GC-rich promoter binding protein 1
Exons: 12
Coding region: 1171-2586 (471 amino acids)
Biological process (GO): DNA-templated transcription; positive regulation of DNA-templated transcription
Cellular component (GO): nucleus
Molecular function (GO): DNA binding; RNA binding
Source: RefSeq, a predicted model, not a curated record
CAAUCUGGAUCACAGAGAGAGCCCGGGAUGUUUGGAGCCUUUUGCUGGUAGGGAGGAAGAACGGUGGAAGUCGACCUGCCGCAGUUGCUUCCUUUGAGAGCGGAGAAAUACCGGACGCUGCCCGGGGAUUAUUUGUCCAAGUGCUUCCUCCUGUAAAGGCUUCUGAAGCAAUCAGUAGGCAUCUGGGAAAGUGAAUUGGAAAUUCGAAAUCGUGAGCUUUCUAGAAGUGCACAGCACCUCACCCUCGGAUGCUUUUGUCCGCAUGGCAUGGAUACGCAGCUGAAUUUGUCAAGUUUGGAAUGCUUCGGCUGUCAAAUAAAGUGCUUUUAGGUUUUUAGUUACCUUUUUUCUUCCAAGCAACGUUCUGUCUAAGUCACAGGCGUAACUGGUUUCGUGGACUGGCUCCUGGUUAAAUGUAGCCUGAGUCACGGUGUAGACGUUACUGAAAAGUUUCAUGGCAUAUAUUUUUACCCUUAUUUUAUUUUUUGGGUUUUCUGACAUAGCCUUUUGUCAUUUUACAUUGAGACAUAUUUUCUAAAUGAAGAGUCUAACAGAAAUUUGUUUAUCAUUUUUUCUUUUAUAUUUUAUUUAAUAUUUUUGUUGGAAAAUGUUGUUGCCAAUAAGCAAUAUGGCGGUAUCCAGAUAGCUGUUGUUUACAAAUGCCUCUGCUACCUGAAGCUAGGAAAUGUUCCUCAGCUCAGAUGUGAAAUUCGGAUUUUCAGCUUUACAGUUGGUGGCAUAAACAGUGUAUUUAUUUCACCUGGAGCUGAUGAUUUCUAUAGCGUUAUGUACAUGGAAUAGACAAGAGAAGAAUCUUUCAGAGAAAAAACAAGACUUUUAAGUCAGAGACUUGGAAAAUUUUGGAAAUAGCCUUGCAGAAUCUGUAAGCAAGAAGGAUGGGUAGCUGAUUCCUGUGAGGUCAAAUCUAUGUCAAACAGCUACGAAUGUAGUAUCAACAAGAACUUGGGAUAUUAUCUCAAGGAAGACAAACUGGAAAAAUACAAAUCACGCAGUGCUAACACCUUGUGCGGUCCUCUUGGAUUAGGUGUGCUUUCAGCUGAACUGCUACUGCCUCACAGAAAAUUAAGAUGGACAGAACAACUUAAUUCAAAAGGACUUGCCAUGAGGUGCUGAAGCCUUGUUUCAUUGAUUCGGAGAGACUGGACCUAAAUGGCGCAGCAUGACUUUGCUCCAGCCUGGCUUAAUUUUCCUACUCCGCCAUCGUCAACAAAGUCAUCACUGAACUUUGAGAAACAUUCUGAAAAUUUUUCAUGGACAGAGAAUCGUUAUGAAGCAAAUCGCAGAAGACACAACUCUUCAGAUGGAUUUGAUCCUAACACUGGACGGCCUAAUGGAGGGCAUUUUGGGAGAAAAGAGAAGAAUGGUUGGCGUUCACAAGGCAGAAGUGGUACAGAAAAUAUAAACCAUCGUGGGGGAUACCAUGGCGGAGGUUCCCGCGCUCGUACCGGCACUUUCCACUGUGGAAGAAGCCAGGGACUGCAUGAAAACAAUGUACCUGUUAAUGAAACUGGGAAAAAGGAAGACAAAGAAGUACCUAAACAGUUUGAGGCUGAGGAUUUUCCAUCUUUGAAUCCUGAGUAUGAGAGAGAACCAAACCAGAAUAAAUCAUUAGCUGCAGGUGUGUGGGAAUAUCCAUUGAACCCUAAAUCUAGAUCUCCAAGAAUGCUGGUCAUUAAAAAGGGCAAUACAAAAGAACUGCAGAUAUCUGGAUUUCCUGUAGUAGGAAGUCUUCAUUCACAGCCAGUAAAAAAUGGAACUGGCACAAGUGUUUAUAAAGGAUUAAUCCCUAAACCUGCUACUCCACCCACAAAGCCUUCACAGUGGAAAAGCCAAGCAAAAGAAAAUAAAGUUGGAAAUCCAUAUCCUCAUGAAUCUGCCUAUGGUAUUGGCAAUUUCAUUCCUUUCAAAUCAACUGCCAAGGCAUUUCCUGUAUCACAAAUUUCAGUGAAAGAGUGUAAUCGGUCAAAUUCUUCAUCCCCUGUUGACAAAGUUGGUCAGCCUCGUUUAACAAAAUUGACAAGAAUGCGAACUGAUAAGAAGAGCGAAUUUUUGAAAGCAUUGAAACGAGAUCGAGUGGAAGAAGAACAUGAAGAUGAGAAUCAUGCUGGGCAAGAGAAGGAUGAUGACUCCUUUAACUUGUGUAACAGCAACAGUCCUCAUCAUGAGAGAGAUAUAAACCGAAACUUCGAAAAUGAAAUUCCUCAAGAGAAUGGCAAUGCUUCAAUUACAUCUCAACAGAUCAUUCGAUCUUCAACUUUACCUCAGGCAGACGUUCUUUCAAGCUCACUUGAGGCAGAGCAUAGGUUGUUAAAGGAGAUGGGCUGGCAGGAAGAUGCUGAAAAUGAUGAAACGUGUGCUCCACUAACAGAGGAUGAGAUGAGGGAAUUCCAAGUCAUUAGUGAACAGUUACAAAAAAAUGGCCUCCGGAAAAAUGGCAUUUUGAAAAAUGGCCUCAUCUGUGAUUUUAAAUUUAGCACCUGGAAAAACAGCACUUUCAAACCUGCUCUGGAGAAUGAGGAUUCUGAGACGAGCAGCACUGAUACAUCAGAUGAUGAUGAUGUGUGAAGAUUUCUGUACCAUCUGUAGAAGCUUGUUCUGAUCUCAUGAGAAUAUGGGGAUGUAUUAUCAAAAAAAAAAAUACAAAAAACAAAACUAAGUUAUGUAGUAACAUACCCUCUUAGAAGAAGAAUGAUGGGACUUCUCUCUGAAGACAGCAAGAAAUGUUGUGUUGGGUGUGUUGAACAUUACUAUAUUUCUUUGUUAACGAAUGUUGUAGAAUGAGGACUUGGGUUGCCCCAGCAUUGACUUUCUUCAUCACUGCAGCAUUUCUGACUAGCAAUGUGACAAUGUAACAAAUCAGAUUUUCUCAUUUAAUAAUAAAAACAAAAAGAAUUGUGUAAUGUCUUGCAAAGCUUCUGUCUUAAAAUGUCCACGUAUGUAAGGGGGAAAAAAGGUCAGCUUGACACUGUGUUUUGUUUGCCAGGUCAUUUCUUUCUUACAAUGGAAAUCCUAGAGUCCACUUUGUAUGCAAAAAGGGCAAUGUAGCAUGUUGGCUAAAAUGAGCAAAGUGCACUAAAACUCUUUUCCUUAA